Molecule: messenger RNA, 1221 nt
Organism: Lineus longissimus
Lineage: Eukaryota; Metazoa; Nemertea; Pilidiophora; Heteronemertea; Lineidae
Exons: 1
Coding region: 1-1221 (406 amino acids)
Source: RefSeq, a predicted model, not a curated record
AUGGAUCCCCUGGAGCGCCAGGUUGAGAAGUUUUGGAAAGUCGAGAACAAUACAGACUCUGUUGCCUUAUCUGUUGAGGACAGAAAGGUUGUGAGGACAUGGGAAGAAUCUAUAAGGCAAGUGGAUGGCCAUUACCAGCUACCCAUUCCAUUUCGAAAUGAGAAUCCGGAUCUCGCCAACAAUGUUACCGCUGCUAAACGUAGGCUGGAUUCGCUGCAACGGAAACUAGAACGUGACGAGAAGCUUUUUGCUGAGUACAAAAAGGGUGUUGAUGACCUUCUGGCGAAUGGCUUCGCGGAGAGGGUGCCAGAUGGUGAGCUUCAAGGUACCCCGGGUAAAACCUGGUACCUCCCGCAUCACGCUGUAUCGAAUCCGAAUAAGGACAAAAUACGAAUCGUCUUUGACUGUUCCGCGGAAUAUAAUGGGGCUUCGCUGAAUUCGAAGGUCAUGCAGGGCCCUGACCUCACCAAUAAACUAGUGGGCGUCUUGCUCCGAUUCAGAGAGGAGAAAACGGCGAUCAUGGCUGACAUCAAGGCUAUGUUCCAUCAGGUGAUGGUCGACCCUACUGACCGAGAUGUCCUCCGGUUCCUAUGGUGGCCUGGAGGUGACAUGAGCAAAGAACCGGUCGCUUAUCGUUUACGUGUCCAUCUGUUUGGAGGGGUGUGGAGCCCCAGCGCGGCUAACUUCGCUGUGAAGCAGGCCGCUCUCGACCAUCGUGAUGAAUUCGACGAUAUCACAGUUGACAGUAUUAACAAUAGCCUUUAUGUCGAUGACCUGUGUAAGUCUGUGGUGUCUACAGAAAUAGGCACUGAGCUGGCUGACCAGCUGUGCAAGCUGCUGAGGCUUGCAGGUUUCCAUCUCACGAAAUGGCUCAGUAAUGAUCGGGAUGUUAUUGGGUCGCUGCCAGAAGAGGACCGAGCGCCAAAAAUCAAAGAUCUGGACCUAGACAAUUCAGACAUACCAACCGAUCGUGUUCUGGGAGUAGUAUGGGACCCUGAGGCUGAUUCCCUCGGAGUCCGUGCCAAAGUCGUUGAUAAACCCUUAACGCGACGUGGGGUACUCAGUGUUGUUAGCUCCGUAUAUGACCCCAUGGGCAUCGUAAGCCCUUUUGUCUUACCUGCAAAGGUGCUCAUUCAGGAACUCUGUCGCCGAGGGGCUGGAUGGGACGAACCCCUGUCUGAGUGUGAAGUUACAGAAUGGAACGCUGGAAAUGUGAUGUGA